Betta splendens (Siamese fighting fish) is the source of this 4352-nucleotide messenger RNA. Its product is annotated as ubiquitin-associated protein 2-like. Gene Ontology annotation, molecular function: protein binding. The record is from RefSeq and is a predicted model, not a curated record. Gene Ontology annotation, cellular component: nucleus; cytoplasm. NCBI's taxonomy places the organism in Eukaryota, Metazoa, Chordata, Actinopteri, Anabantiformes, Osphronemidae. The transcript is spliced from 29 exons. The coding region runs from base 145 to 3657 and encodes 1170 amino acids.
UAGAGAUCUGGUUGGCGGGCUGAACUUCACAACGUUGAACGGCGCGGUGGGUCACGUGACAGCAUCUGCUGCUGCUGCUGGUUGAGCGAAGCGUGUUAGCAGAUUUUUCUAUUUUGUACAUACAUUGUUUUGUAUAUACUGUAUAUGAUGACUUCAGUGGUAAGCACUCAAGCCCGGGGAAGUCGGGACAGAACGCUGCCCACCACCACACAAACAACACAGCCACAGAAACAGAUACAGCCUACAGCAGAACAGAUCCGUUUAGCCCAGAUGAUCAAACAUGACAAAAAUGAUGCUGACUUUGAAGGCAAGGUUAAACAGCUAAUUGAGGUGACUGGGAAAAGCCAAGAUGAAUGCAUGGUAGCCCUUCAUGAUUUCAAUGAAGAUGUUAACCGAGCCAUUAAUUUUCUGCUGGAGAGCACCUCUGACACAAACUCCUGGGAGACUGUGGGGAAGAAGAGGAGCCUUGGUAAAGAAGGGGGACCCUCAGACAUAAAAGAAAGCAGGGAGAAGAAAGGAGGAGAGAGGGAAGUCAGUCGUGGACGUGGGGGUUCUAACAGGAGGGGCAGAGGCAUCAGCCGAGGGCGUGAAGGUCGAUUUGAAGAGAAUGGGUUUGAGGUGGUACCUGAGGAAAGAGGAGGAGACCGCGGACGCCGGGGACGUGGCAGAGGAGCAGGAGGUCGCGGGAGGGGAAGAGCAGCCGCUGGCAACAGGUUCUCCUCCCAGGGAAUGGGCACCUUUAAUCCUGCUGACUACACUGCUAACUCUGGAGCUCGCCAGGAGAACUGGGAGACAGAUGGCAAUGAACCUGCUGAGGGAACUGGAACAUGGGGAGGCAACCUGGAAGACUGGACUUCAGAGGACUGGAAUGAGGACUUAUCUGAGACCAAAGUAUUUACUGCCUCUUCUGCUCCAGCAAAUCAAAUUGCACCUGGACACAAUGUGGACCUGUCUACCCUACUGCCUAAGGCUGGAGCGAGUACAGUGGAUUCCGACUUAGGGGUAAUCGUCGAUGGCCCCUCAGCCGAGGAUUUGGGCCAAAGCUUGGUGUUUACCAAUUCCCACCACAACGGACGCACUGCAACACACAGCUACGCACACGCCACAGCCAACAGCUAUGCCCACGCUGCUGCUGCAAAUGCAACCUGUGCACACCCAGCACUGUCAUCACUCUUGGGUUCCGGGUUUGGGUCGAUGAAUUCAGCUAAAGCAGCACCCGCCUCUGAGAGUAGGACAUCGGAGCAGCUCAGCGGACCUCGGCUCGGUCAAAGAGUCAGUCAGACACUGGCCGCCAGCAGCAGCAGUGUUUCCAAAGAUGCAAGGCCACCUUCCAUGCAAAGUCCUGCACCUUCCUCAUCUCCGUCUUUGGACAUCAAGACUCAGCGAGUGGAAAAUGGCCCUGCUGUCACUCAACACUUCGAAAUAAAGCUUCAGCCUGAGCCAUCAGCAGUGCUCAGCCAGCUGGCUCAGAGGCAACAACAGUCCUCAGUCCUUCCCACCACAGAGCCUCUGUGCUUGUCUCAGUCGAAUGUUCCACAAGCCCCCACACCACCAGGCCAUGAGUUCUCUGCUCCUUCUCUAAGAGAUGGAGCUUGUCUGGGAGUGAAGCUGCCAAGUAUGGAGCCUCCUAUUAUGGAACCCCCCCAGAGGCAGCUAAAGACUCAGAGACGCAGAGUACCUCCCCCCUCAAAGAUCCCCUCAUCAGCAGUGGAGAUGCCAGGCUCAGCAGAUGUAUCCGGUCUAAAUGUUCAAUUUGGAGCUCUUGACUUUGGGUCUGAGGCUGCCAGUGGAGCAGGAGACAUGGCACAGAUGGAGCCAUCCAGGGAACAACCCUCUACUCAGGCCACAGCUCCCACGCCGAUGCCUAUUCCUAGUGCUGUUCCCACACAGCAGCCACAGAGCAGCUUGUUCUCUAAACCAGGAUCUGUGAGUGAACACAUGAGCGCCAUGCCCUCUGCUGUAUCAGACCCCAGCUUUCCACCAUCUUUGGGCCUACCCAGUGCUACACCAUCAGCUUCUCUUGGUCUUCCCACUGUAGCUGCUCCACCCUCCUCUGCAGGCCCCACCACAGUCACCAGUGGCCCAAGGACGCUGCCACCUCAUCUUGGAUUUUCUCAGAGCAAAGAUCUCUCAUCAUCUGCUGGUGGACCCCUCACAAAUGGCUACGGUGGCAUGAAUACACAAAUUGACACCAUAUCAUCAACAUCCAGAACGGUGAAAACAGAGUCUCCUGUUAUGACGAGUGACAGUGGACCCGACCACCACAUCCCCUCCCCUGCAGUCACAUCUUCCCACUCCACGCCCAUCCCAUCUCUCAGCAACCAUGUGAACAGUGCUCACUCCUCUGGAUCUGCUCAUGCUGCAGGUUCCUCUCUGACAAUUGGUAAUGAAGAGAGCAGCAGCAGCGUCAAUCUUCAUGCUUUUUCAUCAUCUGGCCAAGUUGUAAACCCCAGUGCUUCAGCUCCCUUGGCUGUCAGCAGCUCCAACACAAACAGUUUGCAGCCGUCCGGAGCACCAGGACUAACUCCUAAUGGCACAAACACCACACUCUCAGCUGCAGGCAACCGAGCACCACAAAUGCUCACCACCACCCCCGGUAAAGCUCCACCCAAUUUAGCUCAAGGAGUUCCUCCUCUCCUGGCUAAUCAGUACAUCAUGGGCCCUGGUGGCUUGCUCCCUGCUUACCCGCAGAUCUAUGGAUAUGAGGAUUUGCAAAUGCUGCAGUCUCGCCUUCCGAUGGACUAUUAUGGUGUAACAUUCCCUGGUACAGCGCCUACUAUCCCUGGUAGAGAUGGUUUAGCCAAUAAUCCAUAUUCUGGCGAGGCAACAAAGUUUGGCAGGAACGACUCUUCAUCUCCAGCUCCUUCAUCCAGUUUGACUACUGCUGGAGUGCAGUCACAGUCCCAGCAGGCACCACAGGCAGGGACCCAAGCGCAAGCCCAGGGACAGAACCAGGCUCAACAAACGCAAAACCAGGCCUUUCUUAACCCUCCUCUGCCCCCUGGCUACGGAUAUACUGGUCUACCAUACUAUACUGGUGUACCUGGAGUUCCCUCAGCCUUCCAGUAUGGUCCUACUGUCUUUGUGCCUCCUGCUUCAGCCAAGCAACCUGGAAUGGGCCUGGCCAACCCCUCUAAUCAGUAUCACCAACAGCAUCAGCCUAGUUAUGGACAGCAUGCAUACGGCACAGCCUUUGAUGACCUGUCACAAGCCCACGGUGGGGAGUACAAUAAGGGAGGGUACGGAGGCUCUGCCCAGACACAGGCCAAGUCAGCGGGCAGCGGCCCAGGGAAAGCACCAGGACUGUCCGGGUCAAGUACUAGUGGAGCAGUGCCUGACAUGGGGGGGUCAAUCUACAGCAAAACACAGUCAUUUGACAAGCAGGGCUUCCACACAGGGACACCACCUCCCUUCAAUCUGCCUUCGGCCUUGGGGGGAACGGGUCCCCUGAACCCUGGUGGCGCUCCUGGCUAUGCCCCGGCCCCCUUCCUGCACAUCUUGCAGCCACACCAACAGCCCCACUCUCAACUGCUGCACCAUCACCUCUCACAGGAUGGACAGGGUGGUCCUGGUCAACGCAGUCAGUCCAGCAGCAUGCCCCAGAAAACCCAAGGCAACAAGUCCAGCUACGGCAGCUCCCCCUACUGGGCCAACUGAGGAAUGCUCCCUGCUCGGCCUCCCCCAAACGCUGAGUGUGUGACUAAAGUUUAAACAAAAAGCAAAUGGAAAGGCACACUACCCUCAAUCUGGGCCUUCUUGCCCUGCUACCCCACCUUCAUGAGUCCUCAUAAGUUUUUUUUUUUUUUUUUUUUUUUGUUUUUUUUUGGGUUCUCUCUCCCGCCCCCUUUUCAGAAUUGGUUGUACAUGUAAAAUAUUUAUGUAUGUAUUUAUAUAUAUAUACUGUAUAUGUAAUAGUAGAAUAUGAAAUGUGGUUGCUGCAUUUUAUUUUUGAAGGACUUUUUGUUUACCUUUUUCAAAACUGCAGGAGAAGAUGCUACAUUAUAACGGAAUGAGAUGUGUGCGAGUGGAAAGCUACCGAUCAGAAACUUCCUGGAAGAAAUCAGAAAAAGGAAAAGAGAGAAAUAGCACUGAUUGCAUAUGAGGACAUUUCAGAUGGGGGUGGGGUUUAUAAUAACUAACUGCUUUUUUUUGUUUUUCUUUUUAUAUAUAUACAUAAUGACCAGGCUCAUCCCCCCCCAGACUUCAUGCCUUUUCCUCCUGUUGUGUGGAGGGCUGCCUACUUUCCUUAUGUCAACACCUCCACUUUAAAGAUACUUGUCCAUUUGAAAUUUUAUAUUUUAACUUAAUUUUAAUCCUGAUUUUCCUCUAAAUAAACGUUCUGAGCAGUUGGA